AUGACUUUUAUUAUAAAACAUAAAUGGACACUGGCGACGUGGUUUCUUAUCAUUAUAAGAUCGGUGAACGUACAGAUAGCUGUACCUAUGUACCCGCCACCUGUUUACGCAGUUCCACCACCUCCAAUAGCGGUAGCAGUGGCUGUACCAAUAGCUAUGCGUAUGCCAUUCAAAACGACUGAAAGAACAACGACCACGUCGACUACAGAAGCAAACAUCGCCAUGCGUAUGCCUGUACCUGUACUAAUGUCAGGCGCUGUGCCAUAUCCGAUGAUGCGUCCUCCACAUUGGCCAAGCAAAAAGCCUGAACUUAACGAAAGAGACAACAGGCCACCGCUUCCACCGCCUCCAGCAUAUUCAGCCACUGGUUUCGGUAUACCUUCUAUAGUUGCGCAACCGCCUGUCAUAGUUUUACCUUUUCCACUGCGUCCACAACCUCCUAUACGCAUUCGGCCUUCAAGAAGACCGUCGUCUUCUGAUUCUGAAUCCAGUGAUACUAGCGAUACAAGUGAUAGCAUGACUUGUAGUAGUUCAUCUAAAUGUUACACACGUGAAGGUCGUUACAGUAAGAGGCAUAGAGGAAUAAAGAAACGCUUGUUUGCAAACAGGAGACAUUUAAAUCCCAGCAGGAUAGAAGUGAGUGAUAAUGAACUCGUUCAGCCAGUGUUGUCAUAUAUAUCAAGAAAUGGAGAUGUCAAAUUUACAAAACGCAUUAGUAGAUACGAAGCAGACAAGUUACUUGGUGAUGACAAUUCGAGGCAACAACCGCAAACAGUUCGCGUGAUGACAGGAAAUGAACCGGCAAAUUCACGACUGGUAGUGAUUUCAGAGGACGCAGACACUAUACAUUUCGAUGAUUACAAACGCAAACGUAUAGUCUUGAGGAAUGAUGGAGCUAACCACGUCUUGGGAGAGGGUAAAAAACAGAUCGUAUUUAAACCGCCAGCUGAUAAAAGGAUAAGCAAUUUAUCAUUGUCUUUUCAAAUAAUAUAAUGCCUUAUAAAUAAGACAAUUUGUAAUUUUUUAUAUAAUUAAUACUUUAUCAAAAUUAAAACCGUUUGUUGAACAUA
Molecule: messenger RNA, 1070 nt
Organism: Galleria mellonella (greater wax moth)
Lineage: Eukaryota; Metazoa; Arthropoda; Insecta; Lepidoptera; Pyralidae
Exons: 2
Coding region: 1-993 (330 amino acids)
Source: RefSeq, a predicted model, not a curated record